Molecule: messenger RNA, 1800 nt
Organism: Blepharisma stoltei
Lineage: Eukaryota; Ciliophora; Heterotrichea; Heterotrichida; Blepharismidae
Source: the annotation of a GenBank genome assembly
AUGAAGCGCAAUCGCAAAAAAAUUUCUCAAAAACUAUUCACACCCCUUACUAGCCCUCAUCCCCUUGGCUCUUCAGCAAGAAUUUCCACAAAAGGCUACUCAGAAAGUUAUCGUGAAAUUUGUUCAAAAAUUCAUAUAAUGCCUAACAAUCACAUAACUUCAGAUCUAAGAAAUUGCGAAAUGAAAUUAAACGUUGAUGAAUUAAAGGAUAAGGAUUUAAAGUCAAUUCAAGCGUCUUUGCCUGGUUUUCAACUUUUGAAAAGGAUUUUUAUUUGAGGCAGGAAUUUUACUGAUUUAGUGCUUGAGCAUGAUUUUUACAGCUCUGGAUCUAUGAUACCUUCAGCUUCUGAGCCUUUUCUUAAAGUAAAAUCGCCUAGAAAAUUUUAUUUAGUCCCAAACCCUGAAGAUAAAUCUGACUCUGAAAUCCACAUCGACCCUGGCACAGUUUGCAAUAGUAGAAAUCGCAGCUACAAUGCAAAAGUAUUAAAAUCUUUAUCACUGAAUAUGGCUAAUAACAGAGCCAUGACUGAUAUAAAAUUAAUUGGUUUAAAAAUUGGCAAAGAAGGCUGGAAUUUUUUAGCUGAAGGUUUAGAAGGAGAAAUCCCACUUGUUAAUCUCUAUAUAAACUUCUGCAAGAUGGAAGAUGAAAAUUUAAGCGUCUUAAUACCACCGCUUAUGAAGAGCAAAACUAUUAAAAAUUUAGAUUUUUCUAGCAAUGAACUCGAAGAAAGCAGCGGAUAUGAUAUAGGAAGAAUUAUAAAUAUGCAAAUAGAAAGGAGAGAUCAUGAUAUGUGGCUUGCAGGUCUACGCGGAAGUUAUAUAGAAAACCCUAACAAAGAAGGCCUAGAAGAGCUUAACCUCAGCAAUAAUAAGUUAAAAGAUAGAGCAAUAUAUGACCUAUGCCAUGCAUUUUAUCAUGAUAAUGUCCUCCGCUGCCUUGAUUUAAAAAAAAAUAAAAUCACCCUUGAUGGUAUCAAAGAAAUUGUCAGUCUCCUAUAUUCAAACUCAUCUUUAUUAUUUUUAGAUAUAAGAGAAAACGUAAAUAAUGAAGGGACAGGAAUUUUAAAGGCAAUAAUAACCAAGCUGAGAAAAAAUUUUGCUGAAUAUUCCCAUGAAAAUGAAGAAAACAAAGCUUGGAAAUCAAAAUUAAUGAAGCUUCAGCAGGCCAUUGACCCAAUUUUUAUUAGCGAGCCUAAUAGUUUUAAGCAUGAAAAACAGCCCAAAAAGGUCAAAUUGAGGAGAAAAGAUACAUUUGAUUCUGAUGAAUAUAAAAAUGAUGAAUUGGCAAAUAAAUAUCUUAUGAAGUCUCAUAGCGAAGAAAUAUCGAAGAAUAGUAGUGAAAGUGACAGCGAAAGUGAAGAAUAUAUAAGACCAAGGCAAAGCCUUGGUAAUGAGCAUUAUUUAUUACAAGGACAGAGAUCACACGAUAAAUGUUUGCAAUGCCAUGAAUAUGAAGAAGCAUUAGAAAAUGCUGAAAAUGUAUGCAGAGCAUUAAGCAUAGAAAAUACAAAUUUAAAAAAGCAAAUAGAAACUCUACGGAAAAAUGAUAGAAACCAGCAAUCGUGGUCGAAUUCUGCAAUAAGCAGAGUUGAAGGACAAGUUGCAUAUAUUGCUCAACCUGAAAGCAUUUCAGCCAUAAAUGCAAGUGUAAGAAUAAUUUAGAAACAAGCUCAAGGGGGGACAGGGGAUGACCGAGGAGCUUUACAAAGGAUAGAAGCGAUGAUGUCAGAACUAACUAGAUUGAUGGAUGUACUAGAAAUGUCAAAUAGAGCUGGGAAUGCACAGAGCUCUGUGCUUUAG